AUGCCGGCUUGCAGCGACGUGGACAAUGUUGCGUUUUUCAGCACUUCAGAUUUAAAGAGACACCUGAGCGUCCAUACUGGUGAGAAACCAUACACCUGUGAAGUUUGCGCAAAAUCAUUCUCCAGACCUAGUAUCUUGAAAAUGCAUCGGAGGACCCAUACUGGUGAGAAGCCAUACGCCUGUGAACAUUGCUCAAAAGCCUUUUCCCGCUUGGAGCGCUUAAGAUUGCACAUGAGAACACAUACAGGAGAGAAACCACACGCCUGUGAACAUUGCUCAAAGGCAUUUUAUACAGCUACAGCUUUACAGGAGCAUCUGGAAAUCCAUCGUCGCGCGAAACCACUAUGCUGCGAAAUUUGCUCAAAGAUUAUAUCCAGUGCUUCGUAUUUAAAGGCGCACAUGAGAAUCCACGACAGACGUUAUUCCUGCCAACUUUGCUCAAAAGCAUUUUAUAACGCUUCGCGUCUGGAGAGGCACGUGAGAUCCCAUACUGGAGAGAAGCCACACACGUGCGAAUAUUGCUCAAAGGCGUUUUCCAAACUUCCAACUUUAAAAGCACACCUGAGGACCCAUACAGGAGAGAAGCAACCGUUCGCCUGUGAACAUUGCCCAAAGGCGUUCUCCAGCUCAACCUAUCUGAAGAUACAUCUGAGGACCCAUACUGGCGAGAAACCGUACAAAUGUGAAGUCUGUUCAAAGGCGUUUUCCGGCGCCGCUGAUGUAAGGGUGCAUCUCAGGAUCCAUACUGGCGAAAAACCGUUCUCCUGCGAAGUGUGCUCUAGGAAAUUCACUCAACUGUCGCACCUGAGAGCGCACUUGAGGACCCAUACAGGAGAGAAGCCGUUUGCCUGCGACGUUUGUUCCGAGGUAUUUGCUCAUUCGAUUAUGCUGAAACGACACUUGAAAGUUCAUGCUAAGGAAAAGCCAAAUUCUUCUGAAGUUUGAUCUAGAAUAAUAUGUUUCCCAUUAACAAGCCUAGAAAAACGCCUGAGAAUUUUUGCUAGUGAAAACAACUUGAGUUCACGAAUUUUCUUUUGAAGCAUGGCCCCACUAGAUGGCGCUGACGCUCUACAGGCCUUGACAAUUUAUGACUUUUCUAUGUUAAGCCAAUGCAGCUAUGAAUUGCUCUUGAAAUUCUCGAA
This is a messenger RNA of Uloborus diversus, 1142 nucleotides long. RefSeq names its product zinc finger protein 234-like. Bases 1 to 945 code for a protein of 314 amino acids. The record is from RefSeq and is a predicted model, not a curated record. The transcript has 2 exons. Gene Ontology annotation, cellular component: nucleus. Gene Ontology annotation, biological process: regulation of transcription by RNA polymerase II. Gene Ontology annotation, molecular function: DNA-binding transcription activator activity, RNA polymerase II-specific; RNA polymerase II cis-regulatory region sequence-specific DNA binding. NCBI's taxonomy places the organism in Eukaryota, Metazoa, Arthropoda, Arachnida, Araneae, Uloboridae.